Messenger RNA from Closterium sp. Yama58-4, 1062 nucleotides. The record is from the annotation of a GenBank genome assembly. NCBI's taxonomy places the organism in Eukaryota, Viridiplantae, Streptophyta, Zygnematophyceae, Desmidiales, Closteriaceae.
AUGAUCCAUGCGGCUGCUCCCCAUUUUUUGUGGCCGUUUGCGGUCCGGUACGCUGCACAUCAGCUCAACCUCUGGCCCCGUGUCUCCUUGCCGGAGACCUCGCCUACACUGCGUUGGACGGGGGAGGUUGGCGAUGCGUCGGUGUUUCGGGUCUGGGGCUCUCGUGCCUUUGUCCGUGAUAUUACCCCGGACAAGCUAGCCUCUCGCGCCAUUCCCUAUCCUCUCGAGGUCACUUCCGACACCUCUGGCCCAGCUGAGGGGGGUGACGUUGCUGCUGACGACGCGGCGGCCCCCCGCCACUCGCCCCGCUUGGAGACGCCUCCGGGUUUUCCGCCUCGACCGACUUCCCCGCCUCUGCAUCCGGUUGUUGUCGACUCCGGUGCUGGUGGGGGUGGUGUUGCUAGGGGUGCGGAGCCUGGGGGUGCUGAGUCUGAGGGUGCGGAGCCUGGGGGUGCUGAGCCUGAGCAUGCGGAGCCUGGGGGUGCUAAGCAUGGGAGUGUGGAGCCUAGGGGUGCGGAGCCUGAGGCCGGCGGGAGCCUCUCUCACCACCGCGGCUGCGCGAGUGGUUUGCUCGGCGCACCCGCCUUCGGAGUCGCGCUGCUGGAGCUCGAGACACUGCCGCUGGAGGCGCUGGAGCUGGAGGUCCUGGAGCUGCUGUUGCUUCUGGAGCUGGAGGUACUGGAGGUACUGGUCCUGGAGGUAUUGGUGCUGGAGGUUCUCCGGGUGCCUCGCCGCAGCGGUCUAGCCGACGCGAGUCUUUCUCACCACCGCAGCUGCGCUAGUGGUUUGCUCGGUGCACCCGCCUUCGGAGUAGCGCCGCUAGAGCUGGAGCCGCUGGAGCUGGAGGCGCUGGAGUUUGGAGCCGCUGGAGCUAGAGGUGCUGCUACUGGAGGCACUGCCGCUGGAGGCACUCGAGCUGGAGGCGCUGGAUCUGGAGGCGCUGCAGCUGGAGGCGCUAGAGCUGGAGGUACAAGAGCUGCUGGUACUAGAGGUGCUGGUGCUGGAGGUGUUGGUGCUACUGGAGCUGGGGGUGCUCGUGUUGCUGGAGCUGGAGUUUCUUAG